CUAACAUUUGGUACAAAAAAAUAAAAUAUACAAGAAAUUAUAUAAAAUGGCAUCCUUUGACUUGGUAUCUGAAUCAUCGUUGUCAUUACUUAAUAAUUUUUUUGAAGACAAAUCUUAUGUUGUUGGAUAUACUCCAUCACAGGCAGAUGUUUCUCUAUUUCAUGAGAUAAAACAAUUACCUUCGGCUGAGAAAUAUCCUAAUUUGACUCGAUGGUAUACACAUAUAUGUUCAUAUACACAGGACUUUGAAAAAUUUCCUGGGGAGAAAGGAAAACCUGCUAGUUCAUAUUUAACUGAUAUAUUUAUAUGUGAAUCCAAAAAAGAAGAAGAUGAUGAUAUUGAUCUUUUUGCAAGCGAUGAUAGUUCAGAAGCAGAAAGAAUUAGAGAAGAAAGACUUGCUAUGUAUAAAGAAAAGAAAGCAUCGAAACCGAAAGUUAUAGCAAAAUCUAUUGUUACUAUGGAUGUUAAACCAUGGGAUGAUGAAACGGAUAUGGUAGCUUUAGAAGAAGGUGUUCGAGCUAUUGAGAUGGAUGGCCUUGUUUGGGGGUCAGGAAAACUGGUUCUUGUAGGAUAUGGAAUCCGUAAACUUCAAAUUACACUUGUUGUUGAAGAUGAAAAGGUUUCAAUUGAAGAACUUCAAGAACGAAUUGCAGAAUUGGAAGAUUAUGUACAGAGUUCUGAUGUUGUUGCAAUGCAAAAACUUUAAAAUUCCUUUUGUAAAAUUAGUUAAUCAUUUUGUUAUUAAAAAUAUA
Messenger RNA from Pneumocystis carinii B80, 752 nucleotides. RefSeq lists its product as hypothetical. The transcript has 5 exons. Bases 47 to 706 code for a protein of 219 amino acids. Gene Ontology annotation, cellular component: cytosol; eukaryotic translation elongation factor 1 complex. Gene Ontology annotation, biological process: translational elongation. The record is from RefSeq and is a predicted model, not a curated record. Gene Ontology annotation, molecular function: guanyl-nucleotide exchange factor activity; translation elongation factor activity. NCBI's taxonomy places the organism in Eukaryota, Fungi, Ascomycota, Pneumocystomycetes, Pneumocystales, Pneumocystaceae.